Molecule: messenger RNA, 1643 nt
Organism: Salpingoeca rosetta
Lineage: Eukaryota; Choanoflagellata; Craspedida; Salpingoecidae
Product: aquaporin
Exons: 10
Coding region: 27-1643 (538 amino acids)
Biological process (GO): transmembrane transport
Cellular component (GO): plasma membrane
Molecular function (GO): water channel activity
Source: RefSeq, a predicted model, not a curated record
GCAAGGUGUUGCACCGACAACCAGCCAUGCGCGUGUUGGUGUUUGCGGUGGCGUCGUGCCUGCUGCUUGCUGCGGGCUCGAUGGCUGCCGAUUAUCAGCGGCACGAGUACACGACGGCUUAUCAGCCCAAGCACCAGGAGUACACGACCAAGCACAUGGAGUACACCACCGCUUACGAGGCACCCAAGAAGGCUUACACGACCGCGUACGUCGCGCCCAAGCAGGAGUACACGACGGCUUACGAGGCACCCAAGCAGGAGUACACCACCGCUUAUGAGGCACCCAAGAAGGCUUACACGACCGCGUACGUCGCGCCCAAGCAGGAGUACACCACGGCUUACGAGGCACCCAAGCAGGAGUACACGACGGCUUACGAGGCACCCAAGCAGGAGUACACGACCGCCUACGUCGCGCCCAAGCAGGAGUACACCACCGCUUAUGAGGCACCCAAGAAGGCUUACACCACCGCCUACGAGGCACCCAAGCAGGAGUACACGACGGCUUACGAGGCACCCAAGCACCAGGAGUACACCACGGCUUACGAGGCACCCAAGCAGGAGUACACGACCGCUUAUGAGGCACCCAAGCAGGAGUACACGACCGCCUACGUCGCGCCCAAGCAGGAGUACACCACCAAGCACAUGGAGUACACCACGGCCUACGAGGCGCCCAAGCAGGAGUACACGACGGCUUACGAGGCACCCAAGCAGGAGUACACCACCAAGCACAUGGAGUACACCACGGCUUAUGAGGCACCCAAGAAGGCUUACACGACCGCCUACGAGGCACCAAAGCACCAGGAGUACACGACCGCCUACGAGGCACCAAAGCACCAGGAGUACACCACGGCUUACGAGGCACCAAAGCACCAGGACUCCAUGAUGGUGAACGAGAACACGUACCUGCUCCCGCCCCCGGCCGCGUCGCGAGGCGACGAUGAGCCUCAGUGGCCUCUCUACAAGAAGUGCAUCGCGGAGUUCUUUGCCACGCUUCUCUUCGUGUUCAUUGGCUGCGGCGCCAUCCAAACCGUUGACUACGAGGAAGGCCAGAAGAUCCAGCUCAACCCACAGACUGUUCUGACAAUUGCCCUUGCCCACGGUCUUGCCAUCUUUGCCCUCGUUGCUGCCACGGCAAAGAUUAGCGGAGGCCACAUCAACCCUGCCGUGUCGCUGGGCAUCUUCCUGGCCGACCACAAGACCUUCACCGCUAAGCACCUCGCUGCAUAUGUUGUAUCACAGAUCUCUGGCGCCAUUGCUGGUGCCGCCAUUCUCCUGGGGGUGUAUCCGCUGCACUACCUCCGCAACACCAACUUUGGCGCACACCAGCUCUCCCCCGCGUUUACUGUUGGCAACGGCGUCCUGCUUGAGGCCAUCUUGACAAUGCUGCUCGUGCUCGUCGUGCUCCGCACCGCCGUCGAUCGCGUUGGCCAGAGCUUUGCACCCCUUGCUAUCGGCAUCGUUGUCACCAUCGAUCACCUUGUUGGCGUGCCUGUGACUGGCGCGAGCAUGAACCCUGCGCGGUCGUUUGGCCCUGCGCUCCUCGGCAAUGCCUGGACCAACCACUGGAUCUACUGGGUUGGCCCCUCCGUUGGCGCCGUCGUCGCUGCCUUCCUCUACUUCGUUCUCCUGCGCACCCGUGUGUAG